Messenger RNA from Pecten maximus, 6002 nucleotides. RefSeq names its product Krueppel-like factor 3. Gene Ontology annotation, biological process: regulation of transcription by RNA polymerase II. The transcript is spliced from 7 exons. Bases 717 to 1961 code for a protein of 414 amino acids. The record is from RefSeq and is a predicted model, not a curated record. Lineage: Eukaryota; Metazoa; Mollusca; Bivalvia; Pectinida; Pectinidae. Gene Ontology annotation, molecular function: DNA-binding transcription factor activity, RNA polymerase II-specific; RNA polymerase II cis-regulatory region sequence-specific DNA binding.
AGAGGUGAAGAAGGUGGGGGCAAAGAAGGGCAGAAGUGAAGUUGGAGGGGUAAGGAGUGGCAUAAGUGAAGGGAGGAGGUGCAGGGAAGUGAUAUUGAGGAAAAUGAAAUUAGAAGGAAUGGAAAAGGGACAGGUAUACAAAUAUUUAUUUGCGCAGAUAUGAAGGGGAAGUGAAGAAAAGAGAAAUCACGGAUAAAUAGACCUGACAACAGACAAGAAGAGAGGAAGGCUAAGGGGAAGUAUAGAGUGGGAUGAAUGAAAUUAAAGCAUUUGAUAUUUACACCUAUAUCAUACCCACUUAUAUAAAGUACAAGCCUGCUGUGUGUGCCGUAUUGUCAGUACAAAGGUUGUAGGAUAGCUGAUAAAGAGCGGUGUGAUGGAGGUCAGUGUACCAGCUCAUACUGUUGGGACUGACGUAAACCAGUAACUCGAUACCGCGGGGCGUAGACAGGGAGUGGUCUGGCGGGUAGGGCCACUAUUGACGGAACAGCAUCACUUGUGUGCGUGUGUGCAUGAUUGAGGGGGAGGGGGACGGCCUUUGAUGGAAUGCCAGCUGCAGUAGCUUCAAAAUUAAAGUCGGGAGUGAUUUUACUGUCAGAAUGAAAACGACUGUGAACCAGUACGAGGUGAAAAUCUCCAGCUUGGACUGAAGAAAAAAAAACACACUUACGUCAUGCAAUGUUGGAUGAUGCUGGUUAAUUUGUGUGCUAAGUAAAAUGACAGAGGACAGCUCUCCAGUGUUAAACAACUCCCGCCAUAAAAACAAUAACUGUACACAUGAAAACUCCACAGAGAACUCUCCUGUGAUGGAGGAAGAUUCUUCUAUGGAGGAACCACCAUUCAAAAUCAAACGGAGAAUAAAACACGAAAUAGACUCGGGAAUGUACGACUCGCCAAUGACAAUGUCAGGACUCUGUGUAGUGCCAAAUAACUUUCAAAUCAAACUUGAGGCUCCAAGCCCUGAGAUGUCAUCCUCAGACUUGAGUCCAGACUCGCGGGGCUCUCCGUACUCCCGUCCCUCUCUGAAUGUGUCCCCCAACCAUUCUCCGGUGAUUGGAGAGGAGGGAGUGAGUGCAUUCACCAAGACAGUGCCAAAAAAUCAAACAGCCGAACAAAGACAAAUGUCGCUUAUCAAACUAAGUCAGAUCCGAUCAGCAUUCUCUUCACGACCUUCAGGUGCCAGCGGACCAACAUCAGUAGGACAAAUGUUUGCCCUUAAAAAGCGGAUCAAACAGGCUCAACUUAAUGGGGACCUGUCACUUUCUAACCCCGCCCUCUCACCAAUCAGUGGGGUGGAUCUUCUUUCAAACUCGCCCAUCAAGGAGGAAAGCGAGGACUCCCGGUCACCGCCACGGCGACCAGACGGCAAGCCGGUACAGACUGAACCAGUCGAUCUGUCUGUCAGCAGUAAACGACCAGGCAGUCCGGGAGAAUUAACAUUUAGGACCCAGCAGGGACUUGAUCUCCGGGUACAACGUAAAGAUGUGGAUGAUCACCCAAAUGUCACGCUGGAAGCAGUCAACAAGAUCGGGUCAGCUGCCCUUCUGUCCUUACGGCGAAUCAAGGAGGCCUCCGAUAAAUUUAAGAGUUUGGAACACGCACUACCACAUACUGCAAGUCCACCUUUGCCUGUCAGUGCCCCCUACUCCAUCUCACCGGUGCCUGCUGGGAUAGAUCCUUUCCUGGAACGCGAAAAGAAGAGGCGGGUACAUCGCUGUGAUUUUGAGGGCUGUAAUAAAGUGUAUACAAAAAGUUCUCACCUGAAGGCUCACAGACGAACACAUACAGGAGAAAAACCAUACGUCUGUAAUUGGGAAGGGUGCACCUGGCGGUUUGCACGCUCUGAUGAACUCACCAGGCACUACCGAAAACACACUGGUGCAAAACCAUUCAAGUGUAACGUCUGCGAUAGGGCCUUUUCACGAUCGGAUCAUCUCGCCCUGCACAUGAAGAGACAUUGAGGAUUUACUUCGAGUAGGUUUUAUUAUCCUUGGAAAUGAUCCAACAUUUCAUGCCAACCAUGUCCACCAGCAAUAAUCCCACGACUGCCGCAUGUUGAACUGCUGGUUCAGUUCAUACAGCCGUGAUCACAGAUGAAAAUCUGUUAUUGAAGAUACUGAUCGCCUGGAUUUUAUCCCAAAAAUUCUUGGUUAUUGACGAAUCUAGUGGUCAGUUAUUUGGAGGAUCAAUUAUGGCCAGUACACACUGAAAGUGAGGCUGAGUUUGUGUGCAGAACUUCUGUGUUGCUAGGCAACAGUUCAAACAAGGAUCUCUGUAUUAUAUAUAUAGAGAUGUGGGCGGCCUUGACCUCAUGGCAAGUGUAUGUCCACUACAUAACUAGUACUGAUCAGGCUGUGAGGCCCUGCCCCUAAAGGUGUGAUUGACAAUAGGGAGCUAAGCCCCGCCCCCCCAAUGUAUGAUUGGCAGUGUGCAGGGUGCAAAACCCCGCCCCCUCUUUGACUUAGAUUGCAGAAGAUUGCUCAUUGCAACCCAAAGUACAAAUGAUUGACAGUAUAGUCGGUUGCUAAGCCCUGCCUCUUGUGUGUGACUGACAACCGUUCAAGCGAGGUUCAAGCGAGACAGAGUGUGUACAUUACCAGAUCAUCGAGACAGUAUUCAUGCUCAUCCUUCUACAAAGGAAAUCACAUGACCUAACUAAUUUGUUUUCACUGCCAAAAUGUCAAUGAUUGUUAACUACAGGCUUAUGCAAUUGUGAGUGUUGAAAUAGCCUGUGUGAGAGUCAGCACAGAAACACACAUGCAGUUGCGGUUGGCCUAAGAGUCGUGAUAAAUAGUUCAUUCAUCUUCAUUCAAAAGCUCCAGUGUUCUUUCAGAAUGGUUCUUUUGUAUUUGAAAAUUUCUUCUACAAAAUUUUUUUGAAAAAAAAUAUGAUUAAUUUUUCAGUGAACUGGUGCAUUUGUCUUUUUACUGAAUCAUGAACCUAAAGUUUUCGAUUAAACUGAAAACAAAACUAUUGAAGUAUGCCCCUACAAUGUAGGUUAAGCUGACAAAUCACUGGAGUGGAACCAAGUAUCACUGAGUCCACCGGAAGUAAAGAGCCUGGCCAUAACAAAGCCUUGUUAGAUUAACAUGUCACAUUUAAUUAGAAUUUACAAGGUCAUGUUUCUCUGAAUGAAUCCUUGAAAAAAAUCAUUUUUCUUAGAAAAGAAAUAUUUAAGAUAAUUUUUAUUUAAAUUUUUCGAAUGAUUUGUUGAGUACCAGAGUAUGUUCAAACCGAGAAAUAAUCUAGUGAAAGCUGAUGUGAUGCAUACAUAGCAAAAGUUUAUGUUAUUAAUUUUAUACACAGUCCAUGUGAAACUUUAAACAAUAAUUUCUGAAAACGAAAAAAAAAAAUUUUUCUGGAUUUUCAUAGCCAGCUUAUGUUGAAAUUUGAAAAUAUUUGAUCUGGUGUAAACGUCAAUGCUAACCAAACGGGAAAUUGACGGAGGGACAUUAGAGGUUGUCCGGGUCACUUCCUGGCGGAUAUCCUUAUAUACACAGACAUUUUAGACAGUAUAUAAACAUCGUAACUGGCCAGGUAGACAAAAUAAUAGUCCUUAAUGUAAAAUUGUCUUUUAGUAUAAAAAUCGGAAUAAACUAAAAACAUUUUAGGAGUAUUGUAGACAGAAUAUUUGUUAGAAAUACAAAAAAAACUCACUGUCACACACGUGCUAGCUAAAUAUAUGCACUGUUGAGUUUUGAUUUAAUGGGUUGAAAAGUCUCGACAACAUGCCAAGAGGUUUUGUGACCCAGACAAACAAACUUGAGUGAGUUCAUUAUAAGCAAUAGACCUGCGUCGUACUGUGGUCUUCCGGAAAUCUGCAAUAAAUAUCUGUACUAGACCAAGCAAUACGUUACCCGUUAUAAAUUGUUUAUUUGUUUGUUUAUUUAGGUCUAUUUUUGUACAUAUUUUUUACCGAAAUGUUGUUUUGGUUUUUCUUGUGAUGGCAUGCUUCCUUGAUGUGAGCCGAGGUUAAACCUGGUGUAAUUUGAAUUUCCUUCCAUCAGCGUCUUGCCAGAAGUAGUCUGUGAUUCAAGUACAAACUAUACACGUAUACAGACAUUGUGUUUACGUUACGGUGAAUUCAAUUAUAAUCAAUCAUCAAUUUGUUAUCAGUUUGAAAUUAAGAAAUUUUAAUUUCAAAAAUGAAAUUAAAUCAUCAAAUUGUUAUCAGUUUGAAAUUAAGAAAUUUUAAUUUCAAAAAUGAAAUUAAUAUAAUUUAUUGAAAUUUCAUAAAUGAAAUUAAUAUAAUUUAUUGAAAAAUCAAAAUGUUGCAGAAAAAUAUAUCUGUUCAAGAAUAACAAGAGUUGAGCUUAAUAAAAAAAAUCAUGUUGAUAAUAAAUUUGCGUGAAAUUGAUAUUACACGAUGAUUUUAUUGUGAUUCAAUCAAUGAUAAUUCUCACUUCCUCAGUUGAUUGCCAAAUUUUGUUACAGAGAGUUCAGUGAGUACACUGUACAUUAAGCAAUAUACUUAUUUUUCAAGGUCGUGUUGAGAUUUGUUCUGCUGUACAAAUCUAUGCUGUUCAGUGCUUUUUUGUAAAUUAUUUUGGUGUUAUUUCAGUUACCUUUAUGUUUGAGUCAUGGAAAGAUGGUGCUAUGUCCACAAAGUGUACAGAAAUGUUUUCCUACAACCUGUGUUAACUCCUCGUUUCAAAAACAAACACUCACAUAACCUUGAUUUUCCAGUUUUCCUCUCAUUAUUAUAUUCCUUUAAAUUUUUCUUUAUAAAAAGGUACAAGAUUUAUUUUUAUUCCAACAUCUCUGCCCUUAUUUUCGUUCAAGCUUGGCUUAACUUUUAAUUCAUUUUAAUUCAUUUUAAUUCAUUUUUCAGUUAUUUUUAAUCCCGAUUUUGUUCUAGAGUUAUUCGCCCCUGUAUUACUGUUAAGUGCUGUAUAUAACGUAUGUCUUUAGUAUUUAUCAUUAACUUAUUAAAGCAGUAUUUCAUCAAAUGUAUCAGAUCCAUGUUGUAUAUAUAUAUAUCAGUAAACAGUUAUCUCCCCUUGCAAGGGGAGCUGUUGUACAUAUGUAAAUAUCAGGUAGCAAUUGAUUUUAUGAAUGUGGUAAAUUUUUACAGAAGCAUAUAUGUUUUGGUGUGAAAUAUAACCCGUGGUUUGUAGGGAUAGUGUGAAUGGUAUUUGCAUUGUUACCUGUGUUUUUUUUGUUUCUUUUAAUAACCUGUUUUAUUCGAAUUACUGAAAGAAUUGUUUUUUGUUUUUAAAAAUGUAAAAAAAAAAAAAAAAAAAAAAUCCUCUUGAUUAUAAAGAUUUCAAUAUCACUGGAGCUUAAUUAAGAAAGUAUGAGGAUAUGUUGUUUACAUACUUGGAAAAAUUGAAUAAAAUGGAAGAUAAAUAUGUUAAUGAAACAGUUAGGAAAUAAUCAAUUAACUUUGAAAUUACCAGUAAAAUGAUGAUUUUUUUUUUUCAAUAUCCCACGUACAAACUGUUUUAACCAUUCCUACAUAAAGUCACAAAUUCAUCCCACUGAAAUAUUACAGGUCAUAUAUAUUCAUCCCCUGCAAGGUCACAGGGUCAAAUGUCAAAGUGCAAUAAUCUCAUAACAUAACAUCCCAGUCUGAUAAACGUUUUAUUAUUGAAUGUUUUGUUUGAUGUGCUAGUGAAGCAUUUUGUUAGAUAUUGUUACCAUGGUAACAAGUAGAUUGUUAUAUUGUUGGCGUGAUGUUGUGCAAGUGUUUGUUGAUAAUAGUGUGACAGAGAUUGCUCAAAAAUUUUUUUUGUACGUGUCAUUAUGUGAAGUAGAAUAAAGCUGAUGGAAGUAUGACGAUGCUACCGUGGAACCCUCCGAAUGUAGCUGCCAAGUUUUAUUUUGGCAAAAUGUGUGGGUGAGAAAUAUCGCCAAAUUGUUAAAUUUUUUUGCUGCUUUUAAGGAAUAACUGAAAGCGAAUGAAAUAGUUUCCAUGGUGACGAGAGACAAGUCAGCCAUUGUUGACCAAUAAUGGUCUGGAACAAUCAUUGUUCUCAAUAAUAAAAGUACAUAGAGUCUAA